This is a messenger RNA of Xenopus laevis (African clawed frog), 1881 nucleotides long. RefSeq names its product arginyl-tRNA synthetase 2, mitochondrial S homeolog (gene rars2.S). Gene Ontology annotation, cellular component: cytoplasm; mitochondrion; mitochondrial membrane. The transcript has 20 exons. Lineage: Eukaryota; Metazoa; Chordata; Amphibia; Anura; Pipidae. Gene Ontology annotation, biological process: mitochondrial translation; tRNA aminoacylation for protein translation; arginyl-tRNA aminoacylation. The record is from RefSeq and is a predicted model, not a curated record. The coding region runs from base 246 to 1844 and encodes 532 amino acids. Gene Ontology annotation, molecular function: arginine-tRNA ligase activity; ATP binding; aminoacyl-tRNA ligase activity.
CUCCUGUACUCACACGCCUCACAGAACUUCCUCGUUGAAAGGUCACGGAGACUAGCGCUUCACGUGAUUGGAGGAGAGCAAGUUCCGGGGGCGGAGCCACGCGAGUCACCUCCAUCCCAUGUGUUUCACGGGUUUUGGGCUUGCCAUCCGAAAGUUGCAGCAGAGUUGCCCAGUGCAUUCAAACAGUUCCAGUCCACAGAAAACAGUUAAGCUGAUUCAAUGAGUCCCCUGAUUUCCAGCUUUUUAUGACUUCACUGUCAGAAGGUGGUCCUAAUGGAACAUUCAGUAAUCAGGAGGAAAGAGCUGAACAACUUGCAGGAAAGCUUGUCUGUGAUUCUGUGAUUAGUGACAUUGGCACAACCAGAGGAUCAGUUACUUUUAAAAUAAACCGGGAUUUGUUAACAAGGAAUGUUUUGCAGCAGAUAAGUAAAGAUGGGUCUCUUUACGGACUUAACACAGAGCUUUUCUCAGAGUUAUCCCGAAGAAAGACAAUAGUGGAAUACAGUUCACCCAAUAUUGCCAAAAAAUUCCAUGUUGGGCAUCUGCGCUCCACAAUCAUUGGAAAUUUCAUCGCUAACCUUAAACAAGCAGUUGGAAAUGAGGUUGUAAGAAUAAACUAUCUCGGAGACUGGGGUCUUCAGUUUGGCCUUUUGGGAGCUGGAUUUAGCAGCUUUGGUAGCAAAGAGAAACUUCUAGCUAACCCACUGCAACAUCUAUUUGAAGUUUACGUGAAAGUCAACACAGCAGCCGAGAAAGAUAAUGGUAUAAAGUUGUCGGCUCAGGAGUUUUUAAGAAGGCUAGAGGGUGGAGACCCACAUGCACUGUCUCUGUGGAUGCAUUUCAGAGACAUAAGCAUUCAGGAAUAUGCUAAAAUCUAUAAGCGUCUUGGGGCACAUUUUGAUGAUUAUUCUGGUGAAUCAUUUUACAAAGAGAAAUCACAGGAGGUCCUGAAGCAGCUUGAAAGCAAAGGAUUGCUACUGAAAACAGAUAAGGGCACUGUAAUUGAUCUAUCAGAAGAAGGAAACCUUUCAUCCUACUCAACUGUGAUGCGAAGCGAUGGAACAUCCCUGUAUAUUACAAGAGAUGUGGCUGCUGCAGUUGAUCGAAUGGAAAGAUACAACUUUGACGAGAUGAUUUAUGUGACAGACAAAAGUCAGAAGAAUCAUUUUCAACAGCUAUUCAAAAUUUUGAAGAUUAUGGGAAAAGAUCAAGCAGAUCGCUGCCAACAUGUACCUUUUGGCCUAGUUCAGGGGAUGAAAACAAGAAGAGGAGAGGUGGUUUUUCUGGAAGAUGUAUUGGAUGAAGCUCGGUCCAGGAUGUUGCAAAAUAUGGCAGCAAGUGAAACAAGUAAACAACUUGAUGACCCUUCUGAUACCGCUGAAAAGAUAGGGAUUGCUGCUCUCAUUGUACAGGAUUUCAAGGGGCAGCUUGUAUCCGACUACCACUUUGACUGGGAUCAGGCCCUACAGAGUACUGGAGAUACUGGUGUCUUUUUGCAGUAUACUCAUGCAAGGCUGCACAGCCUGCAGGCUCUGCGGUGCCCCAGGGACACAGAAGACUUUGAGAUCGCAAGUCUGAGAGAGCCAUGUGUGAUCGCAACUCUGCAACAUCUUCUCAGGUACGAUGAAGUGAUAUACAAGUGUUUAGAAGACUUGCAGCCCAGAUAUCUGGUAACAUACCUCCUGAGCCUUGGCCAUCUUGCCAAUGUGGCCCAUCGAACACUGCAGGUUAAGGGAAGUUCUUCAGAAGCAGCUCAUGCCCGUCUUCUUUUUUUCAAGAAUGUACAAAUGGUUCUGGGCAAUGGGAUGAAACUUCUCGGCAUUACCCCUGUUAACAAUAUGUAAAUGAUUUGUAGGCAACAAUAUCCAUUUUUAUUAAAAU